Molecule: messenger RNA, 1373 nt
Organism: Exophiala viscosa
Lineage: Eukaryota; Fungi; Ascomycota; Eurotiomycetes; Chaetothyriales; Herpotrichiellaceae
Exons: 3
Coding region: 133-1218 (361 amino acids)
Source: RefSeq, a predicted model, not a curated record
CUUCGACUUGGGAUGCUUCACUCCAGGUUUCCUCCCGUGUCCUUUGUACUUGUGAUCGACAACUUUCCAUUGCCUCGAUAUAUCAUUGAUUAGCUACUUAUCCAUCGAGAUUUCUCUUCUCGUUCUUUCUUAAUGGCUUCCGCCCUCCCCACGUCUCUCAAUCACUUCGCACCCAUACAGACCUCUCACUCAGACCCUUUUGCCAAUAUCGCCAUGAGCCUUGCCAAUCUGUCUGAUUCCAUCAACAUGUCCGGGGCAAGACCGCUUGGAGAGCGAAGCGCGAAUAUACUAGCCAAAAGUGGUGCCAAGAAUAUAGAUGAUAAGCCAAAGAGUGGAAAGAAACGCAAGAGUGGUGAACCCGCCAUCAACCCCGACGACAUUGAGCUCCCAGAUCUUAUGCUCAUUGAAUGGACUCCAAACCAAAUCCGCUCCAAGAUUCGCCAGUUCGUCAACAGUGGUGAAAUGAAGGUUGGUGAAUUUCAAGACAAAAUCCAGGUUUCUGGCAACUCGUACUCUCGUUUCAUGGGCCAGAAUGGGCAGAAGGGUGCAGAAAGCGACACGUACACCGGAGCCCACGACUUCUUCAAACGCCGCGAACUCGCCGGCCUGAAGAUGCCGCGCCAGAAGAAAGCCAAAACCGACACCACCAACAAAAGCAAGAGUACCGACGAGUCCACCGGCACCAAGGGCAAGAACGACGACAAGACCGACGAGAAGAAGAGCAAAAACAAAACCAAGAAAGAAGAACAAGCCGAGAUCGAGGCGCGCAACGACGUCUCCGGAUUCCAUCUUCCAGGCGAAGAAAACGACAGCGUCGAAGUCUACGACACCUGCGAUGACAUCCGCACCAAGAUCAACAAGUACCUCCGCGACACUCCAUACGCCACCAAUGCCAGCUUCGUCCGCGAAGUCAAUCGCGCCCUUGGCGAGGACAGUUCGCGCCACACCGCGGCCCAGGGACUUACACGGUUCUUGAACAACAAAGGGGCGAUCAAGGGCUCUGAAUCCACGGCAUUUUACGGCGCGUAUGUGUUCUUCGAGAAGCUGCGCAUCAAGCAGGGGAAGCCCAAGAGUAAGAAGCGUGUCGAGAUGGAAGAUGUGUGGGGCCGUAAAGGCGGGAUGGAACUCAGGGAUCAGAGUCGGGGGAUCUGGGCGCCGGCGACGGCGAAUGUGAGUGUUGAUAAGUACGGAUGUUACAAGAUUGAGAGGCGGUUUUAGGUGCACAUCCCUAGCCUGGUGGACUCGUGGACCUGGCUUGACGGAGAUCAGGGGAUAUACGCAUGGUGAGGACUGUGUCCUAUGUAACAACAUCACUUUUCUUGUUUCAUUAUGUAACGCGGGCUGUAUAUGGAUAUAGGCCGGUUAAAUGUACU